This is a messenger RNA of Penicillium macrosclerotiorum, 1089 nucleotides long. RefSeq names its product 2,3-butanediol dehydrogenase. The record is from RefSeq and is a predicted model, not a curated record. Gene Ontology annotation, biological process: butanediol biosynthetic process. Gene Ontology annotation, cellular component: cytoplasm. NCBI's taxonomy places the organism in Eukaryota, Fungi, Ascomycota, Eurotiomycetes, Eurotiales, Aspergillaceae. The transcript has 6 exons. Gene Ontology annotation, molecular function: (R,R)-butanediol dehydrogenase activity; zinc ion binding. The coding region runs from base 1 to 1089 and encodes 362 amino acids.
AUGCGAGCUGUUCGAUUUCACGGAAGGGGUGAUGUUCGGCUUGAUGAGAUUCCAGAGCCAGUUUGUGGUAGCGGGCAGAUAAAAUCAUUCAUUUUUCCGCCUCUGAAGGUCAAGCCCGCAUUUGUCGGUAUUUGCGGAAGUGACCUACAUGAAUUCAUCGGCGGUCCUCAUGCGGUGCCCCAGAAGCCGCACCCUGUCACCGGAGAGAAGCUUCCUACCACCCUAGGACAUGAAUUCAGCGGAACAAUUGAGGAAAUUGGAUCCGAGAUAGUCGAUCUGAAAGUGGGCGAUCUGGUUGCUAUCAAGCCAAACCUGGGUGAUGGGACGUGUCGACGAUGUUUAAUGGGAAGAGCAAAUUGCUGUGAUAGCCUGGGUUUUAUCGGAUAUAGUGGAAGCGCCGGUGGCCUAUCUGAUUAUGUUGUUGUGGAUAGAAAGCAUGUGAUUCGACUGCCUGAAUCUAUCCCCUUAGAUAUUGGAGCAUUGGUGGAGCCGCUAUCCGUCGCAUGGCAUGCAGUUAGCCGCAGUCCACUACAGGAAGAUGGCAUAGCUCUGGUCGUCGGGGCUGGUCCUAUUGGACUUGCUGUUGUGCAAGUGCUGAAAGCGCAAGGUAUCAACAAGAUCAUUGUAGUCGAAGUUUCUCAGAAGCGGCGGGAAUUUGCUCUUGCCUUUGGGGGCUCGCACAUUCUCAACCCUUUGGAGGUGGAUGUGGUCACUGAGAUCCGAGAUAUCACCGGAGAUUUCCGCGGUGCAUCCGUGGCCUUUGAGUGCUCCGGCGUACAGGCAGGUCUUGAUACUGCUAUGUCUGGCAUCCGAGUUCGUGGAACGACGGUCAUUUUAUCGUUAUGGGAGAAAAAGCCCGUUAUCGAUGCCUUUGCGAUUGUUCUGGGAGAGAAGCAUGUUGCGGGUGCGGUAGUUUAUGAUGAUGAGGACUUUGAGGCCGUAAUUGAAGCGAUUGCUUCCGGCCAAAUUGCGCCUCGGUCAAUGAUAACCAGUAAAAUCCAGAUGGAUGAAAUAGUGAAGAAAGGAUUUGAAGCCCUCAUCAAUGAGAAAGAUAAACAUGUCAAGAUUCUGGUGGACAUUUCUGCUUAA